Wyeomyia smithii (pitcher-plant mosquito) is the source of this 2611-nucleotide messenger RNA. RefSeq lists its product as uncharacterized. Lineage: Eukaryota; Metazoa; Arthropoda; Insecta; Diptera; Culicidae. Bases 121 to 2310 code for a protein of 729 amino acids. The record is from RefSeq and is a predicted model, not a curated record. Gene Ontology annotation, biological process: regulation of DNA-templated transcription. Gene Ontology annotation, cellular component: nucleus. The transcript has 5 exons. Gene Ontology annotation, molecular function: DNA-binding transcription factor activity, RNA polymerase II-specific; zinc ion binding; RNA polymerase II cis-regulatory region sequence-specific DNA binding.
UAUUUGUUACUGUAACUUUCGAUUCGAACCAACAAGUCUUGUGAUAUAAUUCUUAUUUUCAUUGAAUUAUUGCAAAGAUCAACUCUUAAUUGCAAUAUUUAACAUUGGAGGGCUAUUGAAAUGCCGGCGUCGUGUACAGUUCCCGAUUGUGAAUUAAAAUAUGCGCAUUCCGAGGAUGUUUCUUAUCACAAAUAUCCGCUAAAAAAGCCAGAACAGCUGGCCAAAUGGAUCGAAUUCGCAGGCCGUAACCCAGAAUGGUUGCCUACCAAGUGGAGCACGAUAUGCAGUCGACAUUUUAAAGCAACCGACUUUAAGGAUUGCAUCUAUCGUAAGAAUCUAGUCAGUACAGCAAUUCCAUCAAUUCGAGUGAAAAAGCAUUCUGACAAAUUGGCUGCAUAUGCGCCUGAAAAAUCGAAGGAGAACAAAGAGACAACAGACACGCCACCGGAACAUGGUGAAAUACACGAAGCGGAAACAGAUCAGGAAGAGCUAUCCGGGGGAGAGGAUACACACAUGUUAGAAAUGACUUGUAGGCUGUGUGGAACGGUGUUCAGCAGAUGGUGCCAAAGCUUGCUAUCGGAAUUCCGAAUGUAUGCGGCAUUGAUUGCCAAGUGUUUACCGUUUGUUAAUCUGGAACUUAUGCAUUACCCUUCUAAGGUUUGUGCUAAUUGUGUGAAAGUAUUGAACGGAUUUUCAACCUACUACGACAAUGUGGUCAAAGUUCAGGGAGAUCUCGAGCAAAAAUACACUGGGAUCUGUGAACAGUAUUCUACUUACAAACCUAUGACAGAUGUGCCCUCUCGAACGAUGAAAAUCAAACAGGAACCACUAACAAGCAUUAAGGAAGAAACUAUCGAUUUUGCCGCAAAGGGAAGGGAAGCAGAAAAUUCUUUGAUUAUCAAAAACCCGAAUAUUACAAACGACAAGAAAAAGUUAAUACUGUUUAAUAACAGUCAGACAAAUGAAGGACAAUAUACGAAACACAACAGGGAAUCCAAAAACUGCGAGAUACUUGAGAUUGUCAAUUUAUAUCCUCCUAUUGUCGACAUAACCAGUGCAACUAUUCGGGAGGUUCAGCCUUAUGAAAUCACAUUGCCAUCAUCACUAUCUAACGCAACCUGUCAACCAUGCGCUCCGCAGAUAAUUAAUUUGAAAACGGAAAACACCGCAGAACUGGAGGAGGAAUAUGAAGACUAUUCUGGUUAUUUUCAAGACUUUAUGGCCGGUUUUACAGCGUGGGAAGAACACAGCUACUCCAAGCUCCCCAUACAAGCGGACGAUAACAAAGAUGAACUAUUUCCAACUCACAUGGAGCUAGAGCCAAUAGAGCCCAUACAAUUGGGUAAUUCUGCGACUGUCAGGGUAAUUCAUGUUGAGUUACCGCCUCCACAACCCGUUGUUGCUGAAUUUGCCUGUUCAAGGUGUCACGAGAAAAGGUUCCGUUCGCGAGUUCAAUUGCUUCGCCAUAAAAUUUUACACUGUUCGUCAAGAGUAGUUCGUUCGUAUCGUUGCUUUUAUUGUCAGCGAAGUUUGUGUUCUUGGCAUGAACGGAAAAUGCAUUUUUCCGUAUGUCGCCGCAGGAUGCUUAGACAACGGCGAAGAAACGAUAUGGUUAAAAGAGCAAAAGAGAACAGUAAACACGACCGGAACACUGAAGAAACAUCAUCGUCGGGCAAGACAAACAGGCGUUUCGAUUGCACAAUGUGCGACCGGUCAUAUACUAGGCUUUAUAACUUGAAACGCCACAAGGCUAGCCACAGACCCGUUGACCAGUGGAAUCAUAAAUGUGGCGUGUGUCAGAAAAUUUUCGACAAGCUGUUCGAUCUUAAGAAACAUUUUCAGUUGUCUAAAUGUGCUGGCAGCAGUGGGGAUAGGAGUAAAUUUUCGCAGCACAAGCCAGACGAAGAUACGAGCGGGGAAGAAAUUGUGUCUUUGCAGGCCGCUGGUACACCUUCGGAUAGGCUGCUCUAUGUUUGUUCCACUUGCACCAAACAGUUUAAAUCGUACAACAGUCUAAAAGUACACGAAAGUGUUCAUACAGGUUUAAAAGUUUUCAUCUGUGAAACAUGUGGGAAACGAUUCGGUGGUCAGGUCAAUCUCAGCCAGCAUCGGCUGACGCAUAUUGAUGAAAAACGAUUUACGUGCAAGUUAUGUCCUAAGGUUUUCAAGAGAAGUGGCGGUCUUGGCCAACACGUGAAGGCUUUCCAUAUGAAAAUCAAACCGUACCAGUGUACAGUGUGUCGUAGGGAUUUUGCCUUAAAAGCCGACAUGAUACGAUGCCGACAUUCAAAGUUGAAGGAUUUUGGCUAGUUUUUCACAGUUUAACUGACCAAUCACAAAACAGGGAAACCACUGCCUAGGUUCCGCAGAACAAGACAAACGGGUAGUAUUGUUUAAUAAAAAUUUCUAUGAAAUACGUCUUGUGGCAUCAACCCACGAUUGAUUCACGCAUAAGUCAAUGGCGAAAACGUUGAAUGGAGGCUGACAACCUUUUAAAUAAAGACGAAAAACAUUAGUCAGCUGACUAAAAGGAAAGUCUAGAGGUCUAUAUUAUGUAACGGAAAUUAUAAGUUGAGGAAUAAAAAAAAACAACAGGAAUUGUUAAUCUUUC